ACUUGCUGAUCUACGAGUGUCACAAUCGUGGACAGUUUAAUGAAAGCUUGCAUUACGGUCCUGGAUUCGAUUGCCAUGACUACGCCAAUAUGCCAUUCUUGGAAUGCUACUUCUACAGUGUGGUGGCUGCUUGGGCCGUUGGAGCUGAGGCAUUUUAUUACCCACCAAACGUUGGUUAUAACAUUGGAACAGAAGAUUCUCCAAACAGCUACAUGCUGGAGAUACACUAUGACAAUCCAAAAGGAAUUGAAGGACGCAAAGACAGCUCUGGAUUGCGUUUCUUCUACACGUCGAAUAUCCGAAAAUACGAUGCUGGCAUACUAUUGGUUGGGGAAGCGUCGCUACCAUACUUUGUAAUUCCGCCCAAACAAAAAACGUGGAUGACCGUCGGGUAUUGCCCCAAAGAAUGCAGUGAGGAAAGUCUCAAGUCAACAAAGCUACCAGAGAAAGGAAUAAAUGUGUUUGCUGCAUUCCUUCACACCCAUUUACAAGGACGUGGAAUAUGGACGAAACAUGUUCGUGAUGGGGUUGAGUUACCAGAAAUCGCACGCGAUGACAACUACGAUUUUAAUUUUCAGGAUAUCCAAGUGUUGAAAGAUGAAGUUCAUGUUAAACCAGGAGACGAUUUGAUGACUUACUGCAAAUACCAAACCAUGGAUAAAGACAAAAUGGUCGUGGGUGGUACGGCUACAUCUCAGGAGAUGUGUUUAAGUAUGUUAUUUUACUACCCACGGAUGGUAAAAGAACCAAGCUGCAACAGCAUUCAAUACAAGCCAGUCCAUGAAUUCAUUGGAAAGUACUUUCCAUACCUUAAACCACAUGUGAAGUCAUUGCAUUACAACCCUCUUGUUGCCAUGAAUAUCACUUGGACUGAAGAAAUGGCUUCAGACUUAAGGAGGGGAUACGAACAAGGAGAAACCCUUAUACCGACUUGCAAACAUCAGUGGGUUAGUAGACUAAUGGUUUAAUAAUUAAUCAUUGAAUACCGCGGUCUGCUAAAGUGGUUGAUGAGAUUGCAUUGAUUUAUUUUGCCUGUGGCCUAUAGACACUACUACACCAAUGCAAUCACCCAGUUGAUACGCGACGGGGGUACUCCCAAAUGGAAAGGUCGCAGAUGCCCGUCGCCUAGCUUAGGGGUAUAAACCAAGAAUUCUGGUCUCACGUAGUGUGUUCAUGACGGAUAGUCACAGUUUUUACUUUUCAAAGUAUCUUUUAGGGUACAUUUGAAGAACUCCUUUCUUAGGCUCGAUUUCCUCCGGUCAAUCGAGUCCGGGCUACUAAUGCGGGGCCCUUACCUGAACAGCGGCUAGUAAUCGAGCCUAUUAACUGCGUUUUAAGUGGUAUCUUUUAGAGGUCAAAUAAAGCUCGCACCAAGCCAAGAACGGUCUCCUUAAGGUGUUUAUAUUUUCCGACGAGCAUCCCCGACCUUUUCAUAUGGGAGUUAUCCUAACCCCCCUAGGUUCA
Orbicella faveolata is the source of this 1464-nucleotide messenger RNA. RefSeq names its product DBH-like monooxygenase protein 1. Gene Ontology annotation, cellular component: secretory granule membrane. Gene Ontology annotation, molecular function: copper ion binding; dopamine beta-monooxygenase activity. The record is from RefSeq and is a predicted model, not a curated record. NCBI's taxonomy places the organism in Eukaryota, Metazoa, Cnidaria, Anthozoa, Scleractinia, Merulinidae. Gene Ontology annotation, biological process: octopamine biosynthetic process; norepinephrine biosynthetic process; dopamine catabolic process.